AUAACUCCGAGGCAAACUCGACUGCGCCGACUGCUAGAUCGUGCUGUUCACGCGUUGUAACGACACAACAGAUAAGGAUGCUGACAGGUUCCUCAUCUCUCCUGCUACUGAUUUCCACCGCAAUCAGCUGGUCGCUGUCAGCAGCAAGCCUUCCAAUCGAGCUGCGCGUGAGUAAAUACGACAGAGUGCAAGCUUAUGUUGUUUCCGGACGUCUCAAACGCUCGAUUCGGCACGCGACGGAGGGAAGCAAGCGAGCACUCAGUGUGAAUGUCCACGGUGCUGCGCGUUCGUGGACCAUCAGACUGCUGUCGAACAGAGGUCUCAUUUCCCCGACUUUUGCAUUGACCUACUUUGAUGAUCAUGGCAACGAAGUAGUGAAACAAGACUCAACGAAUUGCUAUUAUCAUGGCAGAGUUGAAGGUGUGAGAGACAGUCAUGUUAGCAUCAGUACAUGCAGUGGAUUGAGAGGAUUAGUUUACGAUGGCAACGAGACGUUCCACAUUCAUCCUGCAGAAACCAGUACGGACGAGUUUGAUCACAUUCUUUUCAAAACGGAUGAUGUCAAGGAUAUGCCAUCUCUAAGGACAUGUGGAAACAAAAAAGAAGUCGUUCCUUCUGUCAACGAGUUACUAACAAAUCGUCCUCACGUUCAUCACUCUCUCCACCAUAUGAAACGUCGUGCUACGAAUCAAUACGUUGUAGAGCUGGUCAUCGUCGCUGACAACACCCUGUAUAAAGACCUGAAUUCGAAUGCGACUGCUGUGAGAGACUACUGCGGGCAAGUGGCCAACACAAUGGACGGCGUAUACAAGAGACUGGGUAUGGGGUUUCGUGUUGCUCUCACUCGUGUGGAGGUUUGGUCGGCUGGCGACAGAGUUACGAUUCACGACAGUGCAUUUGACAUGCUCGAGGAGUUUACGUCGUAUGUUGAUAAGUUGAGCUACCAUUACGACAACGUCCAGUUGAUAACUGGCAACGACUUUGAUGGCAGCACCGUCGGUAUGGCUCAUGUGAACUCCAUCUGUAAUAAAAAGUUCUCGUCGGGUGUUAAUCAGCAUCUGGGUGUUCCUGAAAACGUGGCUGCUGUUAUGUCUCAUGAAAUGGGACAUAACUUUGGAAUGAAUCACGACGAUGGACGAUCUGGAUGUUCGUGUUCUGAUUCUUUUGGCUGUGUUAUGUCUGCAUCAUCCGGAGGUCCAGCAAGAGACUACGUCUUCUCUGAAUGCAGCAAGAGUGAUUUGCAGGCUAAUCUAAAGAACGGACUCGGUCACUGUCUUUACAACCAACCAACUCAACUCUAUUCAGAACCUGUAUGUGGCAAUGGGUUUAAGGAAGCUGGCGAACAAUGCGACUGUGGGAGGGAAGAUGAAUGUUUCCAGAAUGAUCCAUGCUGUCAGCCAGGCAAAUGCAUCUUAAAAGCAACUGCCAAUUGCAGUGAAGGCGAAUGCUGUCGUAACUGCCAGUUUCGUAGUAGAGGAUCGUUAUGUCGAGAUGUUAUCAAUGACUGUGACUUUCCUGAGUAUUGUACGGGUGCAUUAAAAGAUUGUCCACAGAAUAUUUAUAAGCAAGACGGCGUGAGCUGUGAUAGUAAUCAGGGUUAUUGCUAUCAGGCUUCGUGUCGUACACACAGCAGGCAGUGCACCAUUCUAUGGGGAUCAGAUGGCAGCAAUGCUCCUGAAAUGUGUUACCAACGCAUCAACAUUGCUGGAGACCUCUACGGCCAUUGUGGAAAGACUAGCAACAACAAAUUCAAGCCAUGUGAAGCAAGCGACGUGUUUUGUGGGAAGAUCCAGUGCAGUUCGUCAAAGUCAUAUCCUAUUAUAGGAACUACCAAGCAGUCUACGUCGUAUACGUUUGGUUCUCUCACGUGCAGAGGAGCGAGUGUCAAUCUCGGUGAUGACGUUCCCGAUCCCGGCAUUGUCGAGGACGGCACUAAAUGCGGAGAAAACAAAAUAUGCCUCUCUAAUAAAUGUGAACCAUUGUCCUUUCUGAACACACAACUAUGUCCGGCAAGCAAUGCAACUGUCAUGUGCUCUGGACACGGGGUGUGCACCAAUGUGCUCAAAUGCUAUUGUGAUGACAAGUGGGCACCUCCCUUGUGUGAUCAGCCGGGAAAUGGAGGCAUCGACAACAACUUACCACCAUCUGAAAGCGGUGGGGGAGGCAACAGUGGUGCUAUAGCUGGCGCUGUCAUUGCCGUUCUUGUGGUAGUUGGCGUGGUAGCGUUUGUGGCGUAUUGGUAUCGUGAUCGAUUGCGAGCGAUGAUCAAGAGUCGAAGUCAGAAAGGAGAUUUGAGCACAACUCGCAACAACAGUGCAAACAGAAGAGUGGUGCACGUUCAAGUUGACAACGGUAACUUUAGGACUGCACCUUCCUGCCCGGCCAACAAACCGACUGCCAAUGUCUCCACCAAACCGGUAGUCGUGAAACCGUCUUUUCCACCACCUGCUCCUCCAUCAGCACCGAGGCCACCCACAAGGCCUAGAACAUCAGAGAAGAAUAACCCUCCAGAUAGGCCUCCCAAUCCGAGGCCUGUUCCCAACCGUCCUCCUGCACCAUCAUCUCAGCUUCCUUCUCUCCCGUCCGCAAAGCCUCCACCUCCCAUCAAACCAAAGCCGCCAGCAAACUAAUGUCUAUGUAUCAAGGAUGGUUGAUGAUAGAAUUGGAUUUUAAAAUUAAUUGGUAUGGAAUGUAUUGUUGACAUUAUAGUUUUAUUUUUGUCGAGCUUCGAUGUACAGUGAGUUGAUGUUGUGUAAUGUAAACCCUAUGGUAUAUUAGAUGGAAACCUAUUUACUAGA
Messenger RNA from Corticium candelabrum, 2798 nucleotides. Its product is annotated as disintegrin and metalloproteinase domain-containing protein 12-like. The coding region runs from base 78 to 2630 and encodes 850 amino acids. The transcript has 26 exons. Lineage: Eukaryota; Metazoa; Porifera; Homoscleromorpha; Homosclerophorida; Plakinidae. Gene Ontology annotation, biological process: proteolysis. The record is from RefSeq and is a predicted model, not a curated record. Gene Ontology annotation, molecular function: metalloendopeptidase activity.